AUGGCUCUUGGAAAAACUCUUGGAGAAACUCGUUCAGGCCAUGUCGAGGGCACCACAUCCUACGCUUGGGACGCCAGCCCCGACUCGGAAUAUUCAUCAAAGUCUGAUGAAGACAAAAACGAGGAGGUUACCCGAGUAUCGCUUGGAAACCUCAUUGGCCCGAUCCACAACCAUGACAACUUCCCGUCCGUCCAGACUACAAAGUACACAUACUAUCUCUCGACAGGAUCCCAGCCAAUGCGUAAUUGGCUCGGGCAAAGAAGCCCGGUCAUUGCGAAGAGCGACGGCAGUGGUUUUCUUAUUCAUGGGAGAUGGAUUUCAGGUUCUCGCAGAUUUGACGAGAUCCCCGUCAUUUCGUUCGAAGCCAAGCGACGCCACGCCGCGCGGAUGCUCGUGGGGAACUGGAAGGAGGGCUAUUGCAAGAACAUAUUAGGACAGGAAGUCGCUGAGCUUCUCGGCCAGGCGAUCGAGAGCAGUCGCCAGGUGUCCACCACUACGUGGGUCGACCAAGAAGCAUUCGUAAUCAGCGUGCGCGCUACCAAUUGA
Molecule: messenger RNA, 546 nt
Organism: Aspergillus glaucus CBS 516.65
Lineage: Eukaryota; Fungi; Ascomycota; Eurotiomycetes; Eurotiales; Aspergillaceae
Exons: 3
Coding region: 1-546 (181 amino acids)
Source: RefSeq, a predicted model, not a curated record